UCAGACUUCACUCACUCUUCAACCUGAACACACACUGUUCACUUGUGUCUGGAAGAUCUUCUCUGUUUGAAUACUCUCGAGUCGUUGGUUGGACUGAAAAAUCGUUGUGAGAAUUUCGUUGUGGCUUUGCCCUUUGAACCUGUUCGUUGAACCUGUUCUGUAUUUUGACAUACAGCAACAAAAUGUCCUUUGUUGAAGGAAGGAUGACCAUCUACAGACCCAUCAGGGUGUUGUUUGACACACCCAUAUAUGAGCGAGCUCUGCAGAUCUGCUGGCACUUGCCCUCUUAUAAGUCUAUGAUUGCACUGAUGUCUCAGUUGUUGAGGCUUCAGCAGAAAAACCAGCUCCCAUCUGAGGUGACUGCUGAAAAGAUGAGUGAGCUGCUGGUUGAGCAGAGCAAAGGGACACUGAGAGUACAAAGGCUCUGGGAGUUUGAACUGGACGGUUAUGAUGCUGACGUCAGGCCUCUUCUUCAGCUGGUGUGGGAGGUGAACAACAGCAUGAAGAUGAGAGACAUUGAGUUUGAAGCCAGAAGGCUGCUCAGCUGUCCAGAGGCCGUCCCUCCUCAUUUUCAACAUCCCAAGAUCAUCAGCAAGGCCCUGAAGUAUGCCGGGAUCCUGACCAAGCAGCAGCAAAAAGGCCCCAAGUCCAAACUGCUCUGCCCAAUGGAGGUGGUGUUAAAAGUGCUUCCAAAAGUCCUGCAGGGCUUCUGGUUGCCCCCUCCAAACACCUCCUUCAACAUGCCCUCCCAGCAGCUGAGUAAAAUGGCUGUUGGGGUGACAAAAGCAGUCCAGGACCGGGUAUCCAAGGCUCUGUCCUCCGUGCUCCUUCAGGCCACUUUCUCCUCCUCCAUCAGAGACAACAUGGUCCUGUCUAUCCAGGAAAAGGUUAGACAGGGUUACCCUCAAGACGUCCUGGUGAAGCGGCUCAACAGCUUUGCAGCAGAGGUGCUGAACACCAUCACUGAUGUUGCAGUGAGAGAGAUAUGUGCGCUGUUUCAGCCUCAGACUCCACAAGCCGUUCAGACCCCCUCUGAUGAACCUCCUGCACAAACUGCCGUCCAGAAUGUUUUUGACAGAAGCUUGGACGAAACUGAACCAGAACCAGACUCGGCUGUGGUUUCUACUCCACCACGUCCUCUGACCACUGUUGAUGAACCUCCAGCCCACACUGCUAGUCCAGAACCAGACUAUACCUUUGUUGAUGAUGAUGCAGAGGCCAGUACCAGCUCUACUAAAGAUGAGGAGCCUGGUCUGCAGGAGGAGAUCAGAGAAAUGAUCUCUGCUGUCAUUACUAUUCUACCAGCUCCAGCUAAACCUUCUGCCCAUACUGCAAUCCAGAAUGUCUUCAACAGAAGCCUGGGUGAAACUGAGGGACAUACAGAAUCAGAGUCUGUUGUGGUUCCUACUUUUACAGCAGUCAAAAAGAGAAAGAAGAGUAAAUUCAGAUGUUUCGUGAACUGGCUGCAAAGAAACUGCUGCUGUUUCCCGUCUGGAGAAAACGAAUUGAACUGAAAUGUCCCUCUGUGAAAACUUUGUGUUGAGAUGUGGUGUUUGUUUUUUAAUUCUUCAUUUCACUUGUUGUAAAU
Messenger RNA from Larimichthys crocea (large yellow croaker), 1588 nucleotides. RefSeq lists its product as uncharacterized. The transcript has 6 exons. The coding region runs from base 183 to 1514 and encodes 443 amino acids. Lineage: Eukaryota; Metazoa; Chordata; Actinopteri; Sciaenidae. The record is from RefSeq and is a predicted model, not a curated record.